Molecule: messenger RNA, 862 nt
Organism: Rosa chinensis
Lineage: Eukaryota; Viridiplantae; Streptophyta; Magnoliopsida; Rosales; Rosaceae
Product: V-type proton ATPase subunit G
Exons: 6
Coding region: 313-645 (110 amino acids)
Biological process (GO): proton transmembrane transport
Cellular component (GO): vacuolar proton-transporting V-type ATPase complex
Molecular function (GO): proton-transporting ATPase activity, rotational mechanism
Source: RefSeq, a predicted model, not a curated record
GCCUAAUCUCUCUCUCUCCAACGUCUAUUAUAAAAAAAAAAAUCUGCCAUCGUUCCCUUGGGUAGAAAUUCAGAAUCAACUCUUCUGUAGUAUCUUCUCCUUCAGCUUGCAGAUAUACUCCUAGCUAUGGUUGAUUUCCUUACAAUUUCAUUUGAUGGGUGCUAACCAGAAGAUCAGCUCAUCUGCAGAACGAGAUGCUCGCUGCAGCUACUGUAUCGUAUUAUAUAGCACUCAGAAUAUUCCAAAAGCUUAUUAAGUCUGGUCAGAAUGGAUUAAGUUAUCCAUUCAUAAAGUACCUAAGGUUGUACAGAGAUGGAUUCCGUUAGAGGACAAGGAGGCAUCCAGAUGCUGCUAACAGCUGAACAGGAAGCUCAACACAUUGUUAACAGCGCUAGAAACUCGAAGAUGGCUCGCUUGAGACAAGCUAAAGAAGAAGCUGAGAGGGAAGUGCAACAGUAUCGCACCAAUAUGGAGGCUGAGUACCAAAACAAACUUUCAGAGACAAGUGGGAGUUCUGGAUCCAAUGUAAAAAGGCUCGAGGAAGAAACAGAAACGAAGAUUAAGAGCUUGAAGGAAUCAGCCUCCAAAGUCCAAUCAGAUAUUGUUGGCAUGGUUAUGAAGUAUAUCACUAAUGUGAAAAUUUGAAGCGUGCAGUCACAAUAUAUGUCGAGUUGGUGCAGAGAGAUCAUGGAAUAAUGGAGUGCAUAGCUAUAGCAGACAGGAUAGUUUUCAAAAAUCUUUUUAUCUUUGGAGAAUGUCUUAGCAAAGAAUUUCUCUAGUUCCUGUUUUCUUUUUAACAUGCUUCUAUUUCCUUCUGUACUGAUAAUAAUUUUGACAUUAUACUGUAUCUGAUAUACUGUAG